AUGGAUGUUGCUUACCAUAACCCGAUUAUCCCAGGAUUUGCUCCUGACCCUUCUAUCUGCCUGAUCGAUGGCAUAUUCUAUCUAGUGAACUCGAGCUUUCAUCUCUAUCCAGGGCUGCCCAUUUAUAUACCAUCCCAACUGUCACUGUCCCGAGCGACCACAUUUAUCGCCCCGUGGGAUGAUGGCACAGCAAUGGUGGCAACCGGCGGCCUAUACGCGCCAACGAUUCGGCAUCACAACGGCAUCACCUACAUCAUUUGCACAAAUGUCAUCCAUGGUACCUCCAAUGUACCGGGAGAUGAGCGAAAUGAACAGUUCAUCAUUCAUACGACUAACAUUCGCUCGGGGAAUUGGUCGGACCCCAUAGUCUUCGGAUUUCCUGGAAUCGACCCGUCUCUGUUGUUUGAUGACGAUGGCCGGGUAUACGUCCAAUUGUGCAAAACUGGACCUGAAUUCCAAAUCUACAACAGCGAAAUCGAUAUCACAACCGGGGCUAGGAUUGUGGAACCCACUCUCAUCUGGAAGGGAUGGAAGAAAGGAUAUACAGAGGGCCCACAUAUAUAUAAAAAGGACGGCUGGUACUACCUUUUAUGUGCUGAAGGUGGCACUUUUCGAUACCACAUGCUGAGCAUAGCCCGAUCAAGAAGCAUAUGGGGUCCAUAUGAGCCCUAUGACAAGAACCCAUUGUACACGGCCAGUGGCACCACUCGAUAUGUUCAAAACACUGGACACGGCGAUCUUUUUCAAGAUAAAAACGGGCAAUGGUGGGUGGUCAUGCUGGGGACUCGCACGAAGGAGGGACGAUCUAUCAUGGGACGGGAGACAUUCUUGACAGCAGUUGAUUGGCCUUACGACGGGUGGCCGAAGAUUGAGCCAAUAUCAUGCGAUGGGAAACUGGGAGAAAAUUAUAAGGUAGAAGAUCAAGACUCACUUGCGGCUCCCCCCUGGGUUUAUUUGAGAGACGCCAAACUAGAUCGAUACCAUAUGCAAGGCAGGCGCAUUACGUUACAAGCGGACCUGGUAGAGUUUACCAGCGCGGACGAGUCAAUUACUUUUGUCGGCCAACGACAACGAAGACUUGAAGGUACUGCCACCGUCACUGUUUACAAACCACAGCAUUCCACCUCAGUUCGAGCAGGGCUGUCUCUGUACAAAGAUGAACACCGAUUCUUGACAAUUGGAUACGACUUCCAUUUGCAACAAAUCACUUUCAAUGGACUGAAUCAAGCCAAGUCAUUCUCGCAAAGUGAAAGCCAAAUGGUGGAUUUCCGAAAUCACAUAUCUUUCAAAAUUGGCUACGCAGAGACUUCUUUACAAUUCUACUUCCGGGUAGAUGAAGAAGACUGGCAUGGUUUAGCAACACUUGACACAGCAAUCCUAACGGAUUUCGACUUCACUGGUCCGAUCAUUGGGAUUUUUGCCAUUGGGGAUGAUGUCGUGGAAUUUGGAGACUUUGAAGUUGAUGUUGUGUAG
Penicillium vulpinum is the source of this 1473-nucleotide messenger RNA. RefSeq names its product glycoside hydrolase family 43 protein. The coding region runs from base 1 to 1473 and encodes 490 amino acids. The transcript is spliced from 2 exons. Gene Ontology annotation, molecular function: hydrolase activity, hydrolyzing O-glycosyl compounds. The record is from RefSeq and is a predicted model, not a curated record. NCBI's taxonomy places the organism in Eukaryota, Fungi, Ascomycota, Eurotiomycetes, Eurotiales, Aspergillaceae. Gene Ontology annotation, biological process: carbohydrate metabolic process.